Molecule: messenger RNA, 1342 nt
Organism: Zophobas morio
Lineage: Eukaryota; Metazoa; Arthropoda; Insecta; Coleoptera; Tenebrionidae
Gene: Rpt3
Product: 26S proteasome regulatory subunit 6B
Exons: 5
Coding region: 79-1308 (409 amino acids)
Biological process (GO): proteasome-mediated ubiquitin-dependent protein catabolic process
Cellular component (GO): proteasome regulatory particle, base subcomplex
Molecular function (GO): ATP hydrolysis activity; ATP binding; proteasome-activating activity
Source: RefSeq, a predicted model, not a curated record
CCACACAAAGUAUUGUCGAUUUUCCAACUCAUCCCAACAUAACCUCAUUUCUUAAAAGUUAUUAAAAAGCUGCAAACAAUGGAAGUGAUGGACGUGGUUGUUCCCGAAAAGGACGAGGGUAGCCCCGCGGAGGUUAAACCAAAUCUCCAGGACUGCGAUAUGGAGGAUUUAUACACUAAAUACAAGAAACUACAGCAAAUGCUUGAAUUCCUUGAAGUCCAGGAAGAAUAUAUCAAAGAUGAACAACGUAACUUAAAGAAGGAAUAUUUGCAUGCCCAGGAAGAAGUGAAGCGCAUCCAAUCGGUCCCUUUGGUUAUUGGUCAAUUUCUUGAAGCUGUGGAUCAAAAUACGGGAAUUGUAGGGUCUACAACUGGCUCAAACUACUAUGUCCGCAUUCUCUCUACAAUUGACCGCGAACUCCUUAAACCCUCAGCAAGUGUAGCUCUACAUAAACAUAGCAAUGCUCUCGUUGAUGUUCUUCCACCUGAGGCAGACUCCUCCAUCAGCAUGUUGCAGGCUGAUGAAAAACCUGACGUUCAGUACAGUGACAUUGGUGGUAUGGAUAUGCAGAAGCAAGAAAUUAGGGAAGCAGUGGAACUUCCUUUAACACAUUUUGAGUUAUAUAAACAAAUUGGUAUUGAUCCUCCACGGGGAGUUUUGAUGUAUGGUCCACCUGGUUGUGGCAAAACUAUGUUGGCUAAAGCUGUAGCACACCACACUACAGCCGCUUUUAUAAGAGUUGUGGGCUCUGAAUUUGUCCAGAAAUAUCUAGGGGAGGGUCCUAGAAUGGUGCGUGACGUCUUUAGGUUAGCGAAAGAAAACUCGCCAGCCAUCAUUUUCAUUGAUGAAAUUGAUGCAAUUGCCACAAAAAGAUUUGAUGCGCAGACUGGAGCUGAUCGGGAGGUACAACGUAUUUUGUUGGAGUUGCUGAAUCAGAUGGAUGGUUUUGAUCAAACAACUAAUGUUAAGGUGAUAAUGGCUACUAAUCGCGCUGAUACAUUGGAUCCUGCCCUUCUAAGACCUGGUAGGUUGGACAGAAAGAUUGAGUUUCCAUUACCGGAUCGCAGACAAAAAAGAUUAAUUUUCAGCACAAUUACGUCAAAGAUGAAUCUCUCUGAAGAGGUGGAUUUGGAAGAUUUUGUUGCGAGACCUGAUCGCAUUUCAGGAGCUGAUAUUAACGCAAUUUGUCAAGAGGCUGGCAUGCAUGCAGUCCGAGAAAAUCGCUAUAUAGUAUUACCGAAAGACUUUGAAAAAGGUUAUAAAAAUAACAUAAAGAAGGAUGAGAGCGAGCAUGAAUUUUACAAAUAAGCUAUUUUGUGUAAUAGAAUAAUGUGUAAAAGUA